AUGAAAUCUCAGGAUCGCGUCCCCCGAGCCUGCGAACACUGUCGGGCGCGCAAGAUCAAAUGCAACGGCGAGCAGCCCUGCAACGCUUGCCUGAAAGAUCCAUCACGAUGCACCUACCGAACAGGAUCCGUCCGCAAAAGAAAGCGUCGUCAGACGAAGGAUCAGCUUGCACGAGCUCCAGCGACUCUCUUGCCCGCUGCCACCCCCGUAUCAAUAGACUGGUCGCCCAGCACUCUACUAGAUGACCCGGUGCAUUACAAACGACAGCACGAGCUGCGCGCCGGCAUUGGAGUCUCAAACCCCAAGACAGGGAAUUUCCAGUUCCACGGGCCCUCGUCGGGAUUCACCUUUCUCCAACGCGUGUACCAGCGCAUCCAUCGGUCGUCCUCAUCGUCACGAGAGUCAGAAUCGCUCCUGGCGCGUCGGAGCUGUUCCGUCCCUGAUGGACUGCAGAAAUGGGGCAUGGAGCGGUUCAUGUUUUCUGCGGAGACGGACGGCGAUCUGCGUCGUAUGCAGUGGCAGACUGAGGCGUUUUUGCCGCGAGCGCUGGGGGAUAGAUUCAUCGAGGCGUAUUUCAAAAUUAUUCAUCCGCAGAUGUCGGUGCUGGUGUACUCGGAGAUCCGGGAUGCCUGGACGCAGAUGUGGGAGGUCCCGCAGAGUGAUCGCAAGUUGAAGAAUCAGGAGAUUCUGUUCAUGGUGCUGGCGCUGGGGGCGCGUGUCGUCAAUCUCAAGGAUAAAGAACCGGAGAACGUUGAGGGCUGGGCGGAGCAUUUCUCCAGUCGUGCUGCUGAAGGGCCGAUUUUUCUCCAGGAGCCGAGUGUCAAGGGGAUGCAUUUGAUGUUGUUAAAGGCCAUGUAUUCCCUCCAACUGAUGCGUCAAAACGACGCAUAUCUCUACUUGGGUCAUGCCACGCGCAUCGCCAUGGUGCUCGGUCUGCAUCGAUCCCAAGUCACUGAUGGACGAGAACUGCACAUGCAUCGUCUGCGACACACGUUCUGGACGGUUUUCAUCUUCGAGCGCAUCUCCUCCGUGGGUAUGGGACGACCCUCUGCGCUCUCCGAUAAUCAGAUCGACACCGCAUAUCCGGACGACUUCCCCUCGAGCUUCGACAACGACGACAUCUACCAGGCACCGUCGAUGGAAUGCGCCUGGGUACGAGCCAUGGCAGAGAUGGGCAAACUAGCAGACCGCAUCUCGGUCGACAUCUACUCCCCCGCCAGCAUCAAGGGCAUCACCGACCUGGCUGCGGUGAACCAGACCGUCCUGGAAUGCGACGCAGCUCUACAGCGCGUCAGCCGCUCCCUCCCCUCCUAUCUGCAUUUCUUCGACGAGUCCGUCCCCAUCGGGGAAGACUGGCAGGAAAUCCAACGCAUCAGUCUCGGCGUAAUCUACUACGUGCUACGCAUGCUGCUGUAUCGACCGGCAUUGGUCCUAACGACGUUUUUCUCUAGUCCAGCCGAGGCGCAACAGACCGCCGUCUGCGGCGUGGAUAUCCAAGCGAGCAUUGAUGCGUCAACGGCGGCCGCUCGAAACCUGGUGAAUCUCGCGCAUGACGUCUAUUUCCGUCGGUUCCCGGAUAUUCGAUACGACGGGGCGUUGGCGUCGUUUCUCGUCUCGGCGACCAUGACGAUGCUGUAUGAUGUGUUGAAUUUGGGGACGGAGCCUGACCGGGCCAGACAGACUUUUGCUGUCGUGGAGAAGGGAAUCCGGUGCUUGGACGAGAUCGAACAUGCUGGAUAUACCACCGGCAAGGCGCUGAGUAUGGACUUGAUGAAGGUGGCGAAGCAGGCUGUUCAGGCGGCGGAUCCGGUUGUUGAUACGAAUCAGGUCUUGGUGGAUUCGUUUCCGUGGCUUGACAAUUGGACCGAUCAGCCGUAUCUGUUCCAGGACUCAGGAAUAGGCACCCUAGCGGCAGACGCGGCGAUGUUGAUGGGAGAGGUGAAUUGUCUUUGGUUGAACAAUGGGUUUGAAAGCAUCCCGGGGUGUUUAUAUUAA
This is a messenger RNA of Aspergillus tanneri, 1995 nucleotides long. RefSeq lists its product as uncharacterized. The transcript has 3 exons. Bases 1 to 1995 code for a protein of 664 amino acids. Gene Ontology annotation, molecular function: DNA binding; DNA-binding transcription factor activity, RNA polymerase II-specific; zinc ion binding. The record is from RefSeq and is a predicted model, not a curated record. Lineage: Eukaryota; Fungi; Ascomycota; Eurotiomycetes; Eurotiales; Aspergillaceae. Gene Ontology annotation, biological process: DNA-templated transcription; regulation of DNA-templated transcription.